Messenger RNA from Ooceraea biroi (clonal raider ant), 635 nucleotides. RefSeq names its product DC-STAMP domain-containing protein 2-like. NCBI's taxonomy places the organism in Eukaryota, Metazoa, Arthropoda, Insecta, Hymenoptera, Formicidae. The record is from RefSeq and is a predicted model, not a curated record.
AUGGCAUUUUUUCAAUUAGUCCUAAAAGCUGAGAAGCUCGAGAAGGCUAGGCUAAGAUACGAAGACGAGAAAUUGCGAUCGAUCGAGAUCUCCAAAGGUGCCAAGCCGCGUCUCACUUUGAAGCAACGUCUCCGACGAAAAAGAUUAAAAUGCAGGAAGAGAGUUAAGCAUUUCUGGACUCGAGUGAUUUCCGUUAUAAGGUACACUUGGAUUUACAAAAAGGCGAGGCUUCUUCGGAUCGACGGCACGCUCGAGAAUUAUAUCCUGAAGAGUUUGUUCGGCUUUCUGGGCGGUAUAUUUCUCACGUACAUGUUCUUCGUAUUUUUCGUGUUUCAACUGAACUUCACCCUCUCGUCCGCCACAAUGCUGUGCUCGCUUCUCGGAGUGAUUCUCACACUGGGGUUGGCUUUUUCACAUCGCGUGAGAUGUAUCGUGUUUUUGUUGCUGCCGCAGUUCUUUUCCAAACGUGGUAGACAAGCCUUGAUGGCGUAUGCUUUUAUUUUAACUCUUACUGGACCAGGAAAGAAUACUUUGCACAAUAUCAGUGUUCUCUCGGAAUCUUUAGUCUGUGGACAGGUAAGCUUUCCCAGGUAAGUUCGUUCAUACAUUCCAUUUAUAUCUAUACAUUACUGAUU